GUGGCAGGCACCAAGUCACUGUUGAGAGGACUCAGGCUCAGCCGGAUCAGUGGGAGUGCCCGCUGAUAGUGCACCUGCUGUGCCCCGGGCGAAGGACAGCGUCCCCGCUGGGCCCUGGUUGCUUCCAGGCUCUCCCUUCCACGGCGGGCCCAGCCCUCCCGCAGCCUCCUUGCACUCUUUCAUGUGGAAGCUUAGCCGGAGGUUUUUCCUAUGAGUUAUGUGCCUGAUAAGUCCGCCUCAUCUACGCCUGUGAGAUGCUCGGCUUCCUUGCCAACCUCAGGGGUCUUCUAAAGUAUUUUCUUCCAUUCGUAUGUGAUGGUUGUUCAGGAACAUUUUGCCUUGAGCACAGAAGCAAAGAGUCACACGGCUGUUCUGAGGUGUCUGUAGUCAAGGAGAGGCUGAAGUCAGAUACAUAUGCAUCUUACCCAUGUGCGUUCAAGGGCUGUGCUGAGAAAGAGCUUGUACCAGUGACCUGUCCUCACUGUGAGAAGAACUUUUGCCUGAGACACCGUCACCAGUCAGAUCAUGAAUGUGAAAAACUGGAACUCCCUAAGCCGCGCAUGGCUGCCACUCAGAAACUUGUUAGAGACAUUAUUGAUUCCAAGACAGGAGAGACAGUGAAUAAGCGACGUAAGGGUGCAAAAAAUAGUGCAACAGCUGCCAAGGUAGCACUGAUGAAGUUAAAGAUGCAUGCUGCCGGGGAGAAGUCACUGCCCCAGACGGAAAGAGUCUACUUGCAGGUGUUCUUACCCAAGGGGAGCAAAGAGAAGAGCAAACCCAUGUUCUUCUGUCACCGAUGGAGCGUGGGGAAGGUCAUCGACUUUGCAGCUUCUUUAGCCAGUCUCAGAAACGACAAUAACAAGUCCACGGCCAAGCAGAAGCUAAGGCUCUGUCACAUGACUUCUGGGGAAGCGUUGCCCUUGGACCACACGCUGGAAGCCUGGAUGGCCAGGGAGGACUGUCCUCUGUACAACGGCGGGAACGUCGUCCUGGAAUAUCUUAGUGAGGAAGAACAGUUCUUAGAGGAUGUGGACGCUUACUUGGAAUAGUCAUUCAAGGAUCCAAUCCAGCAAUCAUGAGGAAAAUUCUCUGUGAAGUCAGUUUCUUUUACUACAAAUACUAUAACUAUUUUUUUUAAGUUGCUCUUACAUUGUUUUUCAUUAUGUCAUAAUGCCCAUUAUCAGUUUUCUACAACUGAAUUUAAAUUUUUUGUUUUAAAGUUUAACUGUGAACUGACAGUUAUUGGCACGUUACCACAUUUAAUUCGCUUUUAUUAGGUGUGUAGCUCGUGGGGCUGUGCACUGUGGUUUGACUGAGACUGCUCCGUGUCACCUGACUCCGGAGCCGCACUGAGCGUUUAGACGUGGAUCCUUUUGGGACCUUGGCGUUCUGAGGAGAGGA
This is a messenger RNA of Pipistrellus kuhlii (Kuhl's pipistrelle), 1401 nucleotides long. RefSeq names its product zinc finger AN1-type containing 1 (gene ZFAND1). Gene Ontology annotation, cellular component: cytoplasmic stress granule; cytoplasm. Gene Ontology annotation, molecular function: zinc ion binding. Bases 255 to 1049 code for a protein of 264 amino acids. The record is from RefSeq and is a predicted model, not a curated record. Gene Ontology annotation, biological process: cytoplasmic stress granule disassembly. The transcript is spliced from 8 exons. Lineage: Eukaryota; Metazoa; Chordata; Mammalia; Chiroptera; Vespertilionidae.